CUUCAAUACUGUGCUAUACGUAAGCCCCCAUCUGAACCUUACUCUCUGCCUCCAUGCCCCAUCAUAUAAAGGUGAGUCGCGCGCCGAUGGGCAUUGUAAGUCUCUCCGACUCCCACAAUUCCGUUUUGCAUUAACCGUUGUCACCGACGUUGGUACCUCUACAAUGUCGAACGCGUCAGCUGCAAGCAUGUGGACUCAGGACGUGGACAAAUUACAGGACCAAUACUCCUCUAACUACGGCUCUCUCGCAGCUGCUGCCCUCAUCUUCUACGAGUACAUUGUGACUUUUCCUCAAGAGGUUCACGUCAUAUGGGGAGCCAGGUUGACCACUGUUACGGUCAUUUUUGCCAUCAACCGAUAUAUGCUCAUGGUACAAGGCAUCAGUUCGGCACUGUAUGCCGUCUUGUGGCAUACUCCACUGAGCUGCAAUGCUGUCAACCUAUUCAAUGCGGUGACGGGUGUUGUUCUUCAGGCUGUGACAGCAAGCUUUGCCGCCUUCCGCACAUAUGCUAUAAGCGGACACCAGGUCGUCCCUGCAUUGCUAGUAUUGCUACUGGGGCUUAUUCAAGUCGGCGGCUAUUACAUCUUUGUAUAUGCACAACUGUCAGUCCCAUUCGUCGCUUACAUAGGCAGUUAUCCAGUCUGUGAAUGGAAACGGAACGGCCGCAUCUCCAACGCGGCACUGAACAUGUCCUUGGCCGCGGCCAUUUGCUCAGCUGUCGCUGACCUGAUCGUGGUCCUUGUCACUUGGUACAAAACAUUCCGACUCGCGGUAGAAAUGCGGAAGCUACGGAUAAAAGGGUCAAUCGCGACGAUGCUGAUGAGAGACGGCACACUUCACUUCAUGGCCCUUUUACUUCUCAACAUCUUCAAUAUCCAAUAUGUGUUUACAGGGAGUCAGUACUCAGGCUACGCCAGUAAUUUCCUGCUACCAAUCUCAUCAAUCCUGAUAUCACGCUUCAUCCUCAACCUACGCCAGGUGUCCUACGGCAGCGUGGACUUGGAUACGAUUUCUCACAGCACCCUGGACACACUGGACCUUCCCUCUCGCCUGGUUGGCAACUUUGGCGCCGAGCUCCAGGACACGUCUCUUGGUUUUGAUAUAGAGGAUAACAUGGAGGACGAGCAGGGUAUCACUGAGGGCUGUGAGGUCCACGAGUUGGCGGAGAUGUAGUAGUCAUCGUACAAGCUACGCGAUCGUUCUCAGCGAUGCCGGCUCUGACUGUAACCCGCAUUUGCACCUUGACAUAAUUCACCGAUCGCGAUAUCCGAGCAAAUUGUUAUGCUUAGCUGGCAUAAA
This is a messenger RNA of Laetiporus sulphureus 93-53, 1300 nucleotides long. RefSeq lists its product as uncharacterized. Lineage: Eukaryota; Fungi; Basidiomycota; Agaricomycetes; Polyporales; Laetiporaceae. The coding region runs from base 164 to 1174 and encodes 336 amino acids. The transcript is spliced from 11 exons. The record is from RefSeq and is a predicted model, not a curated record.